Molecule: messenger RNA, 635 nt
Organism: Capsicum annuum
Lineage: Eukaryota; Viridiplantae; Streptophyta; Magnoliopsida; Solanales; Solanaceae
Exons: 2
Coding region: 160-570 (136 amino acids)
Source: RefSeq, a predicted model, not a curated record
AUCGAACGGACUAUUAAAGGGGAGCAACUUUAGAGUAUAGAACAUAUGGUUUCUCUAUUUCUUUAAUCCCAAAUUAUCAUAUAAUAUAUAGUCUCCCAAUUAAGCAAACAAAUCGAAGAGAUUAAAUACUUUGGUAUCUGAAUACAAGAGAUUGACCAUAUGGCAAAGUGCACAACCUUGGUUCUUGUUUUUCUAGCAUACCUUUCAGUGAAUAUCAUGGUACCAUCAGCUGAUGCUUGCUACUUAGACAGCCUAUCAAGUGGUUGUCCUGAUAAAACUGCGUGUGCUGAAACAUGUAGACCAUGUUAUAGAGACAUUGGAGUAGUGUACUCUUAUUGUGUGGCUCCAUAUAUUCUUCCUUAUUGGAUAUGUCGUUGUGAUAUGCAGAAAGGGGCACCUUGUCAACCAAAAGGACCACCUAUUUGUCCCAAACCACCAGAAUCAACAACUCAUUCUUCUUUCAAUCAAUUUUUAGGUUACAGCAAUAGGUCUACUAUCCCUCCGCCUGACGCUAUUAUUAUCGGUAACAUUAGUGAAAUUGAAUCGCCUACUACAAAUGUGGUUGCAUGAGAAAUAACAAAGAAUAUGAAUAUGUAAUGUAGUAUUUUAAGCAAAGAAUUAAUAAUGAGAAAUGU